AUGGGUCACCAAGAAGCCCAAGACGGGGCAGAGUUUGUGACCUGGCUAUCUCGGCAACCCUGGUGCAAUGGGAGAGUUGGACUCACUGGAAACAGCUGGCUGGCCAUGUCACAAUGGAAAAUAGGAAGUUUGCGGCCCGAAGGCUUGGAAGCUCUCGCCCCUUGCUACGGCAAGCUUGAAGACCUUUCUGGUGCGGUUAAGAUAUAUCCUCUCUGGAAUGAGUAUUGGGAAGACAAACACUCGAAGUGUGAUCAGAUCAAUAUUCCUACAUACGUGGUAGCCUCGUGGACAAAUCCAAUUCGUACUUCGGGAACAUUGCGAGCUUACCGAGCCAUCCCUGAUUCAGUCCCGAAGUGGCUUCGCGUGCAUAACUGCCAGGAAUGGCCGGACUAUUAUGCUGAUUCUAGCUGUCGUGACCUAAAGCGCUUUUUUGACUACUUCCUGAAGGGAAAGAAGGAUAAUGGCUGGAAGACGACACCGAGAGUACGUCUUAGUAUCUUGAAUUUUGGGCUAUCAGGCUUGGAAGAUACAGUAAACAGGUCAGAACGGGAGUGGCCACUGGCUCGAACCAAAUACAAGAAGCUUUACUUGACUUCUAACCAGCAGAUGGGCCCGUCGCUACAGGACCAGGGACCUUGCUCUGUGACGUACGACUCUAGGAGUGGAAAGGCAAUUUUUCGGUAUCGCAUACCAGAAGAUAUGGAGACUACGGGUUAUUUUGUUCAUCGUCUUGCAGUAUCCUGUGAGUUGGAUACAGAUAUGGAUCUGUUCGUUCAAGUGUGUUGUCUCCGGGGAAAGUCUCUUUUUAAGCAGGGUGUUUUAACUAUCCGGCCUAACAACGCGGUGGUACUAAGGCUGUUGAAAUUGUUGCAUGAUUGGCAGAUUUUGCUUCAAGGAGUUGGUAUGCUCCUCCACUGGGGACCUAUGGGCCAGCUGCGAGUGAGCCACGGACAUCAGAAGAGUCCACUCUCUACCUCUUUCGAGCCACUUUAUGAGCACAAGGAAAAGGUCCCGUUGGUGAAGGGAGAGGUCCGAGUAGUGGAGAUACCACUGCGUCCCUACGGCAUGUACUGGCAGAAAGGUGAUAUUAUGGAAUUUUCAGUGUCCGGGAAACCUGUGCUUCCCUUUCCAAUCCCUGGUGUCCAACCUCUGGAAGGCAAAAACACCGGCACUCACGUUAUUCAUUGUCUCAAUAGUGGCGAGAAUAGCUCUUGUCUUAUCAUUCCUUGUGUUUGA
This is a messenger RNA of Penicillium odoratum, 1236 nucleotides long. RefSeq lists its product as uncharacterized. Gene Ontology annotation, molecular function: dipeptidyl-peptidase activity. The record is from RefSeq and is a predicted model, not a curated record. The transcript has 3 exons. Lineage: Eukaryota; Fungi; Ascomycota; Eurotiomycetes; Eurotiales; Aspergillaceae. Bases 1 to 1236 code for a protein of 411 amino acids.